Molecule: messenger RNA, 1769 nt
Organism: Dissoconium aciculare CBS 342.82
Lineage: Eukaryota; Fungi; Ascomycota; Dothideomycetes; Mycosphaerellales; Dissoconiaceae
Exons: 1
Coding region: 135-1376 (413 amino acids)
Source: RefSeq, a predicted model, not a curated record
GCAAUGUUAAUUUCGACUCAUCGAAGUUGUAAAUACAUAUCUCCAUUGACGCGCUGCUAAAUGUUCGUGAUCCAGAUUCGUCACCCAUGUAAAGCCUACGGAGUCGCAUCGAAUCGCUCAACUUCUGCUACGAAAUGGCAAAACUAAAGAUCCCUCGUUCGAAAACUGCCGACUCCGAACCGAACGAGUACGAGAUUCCACUGCUCCAGAACACAGGUCUCGGCGCAUCCGAACAGCAUGCAGACAAUGGCGAGGCGGUCAAGAUCGUUGUACAGCUCAAUGCAGCUCCACUUCAAGACCCGUUCAGCAGAAUCACCGUUCAUUCGAAACGGAGUGUGAAUCUCGACAAUCUCUCCGAGUUCUCAAGUCAAGGGACCAUCGGUAGCAGAAGCGCGAGAGCAGCAGAUCAACUGGCCAAUCCUGCAGAGCUACAUUCUUACGUCAUGAAUUAUCUGAGCCAGGUGCCUCCGCAGAUUUACAUGAGAGUCUGCGGCUCUCAUCGCAGUCCAGCUGAUGCCAACAGUACUAUCAUCGACUUCAAUUUCAUACUAGACCUUCGAGGAUUUUUCGGCUUACAGAAUGACCAAGAUUGGCGAAUUUGUUCCAUCACGCCACACGAUUUUAGAACACAUCGCGGAACCGUCAUGCAGGAGGUCGAAACGACUCCGAAUGAUUCCAACCCCGAGGCCGGAGUCGGCGCUGGGAGGAGCUUAUUCGAGUGGUGCGAACACUAUUGUGCUGAAGUGAGUUUUCGAAAAAGCUUUCGCGUGACGAGAGAAGUGAGCGGCAUCGACCUCGAUGCUAUCCAAACUGGCGUGACCUCUUUACUACGCCCGCAAUAUCUCGGGAAGCUCGACAUUGGUUUCACCAUCGUCGAUGAAUCUGUCGACAUUUACCCAGCCUCCUCGCUUGACCAAAUACGUGUCGAACACAGACGAGGCGAGCUCAUACUGAAUACCCUGCUGUGGCCGGUCCUCGCGCUAUGGGGACUCUGUGCCUUUGUAUUCGCCGUCAGCCUGGUGCCACUGGUCAUGAUGUUCUUGUUUGACCAAGACAGGUCCGGCGUGGCUCGUUGGGCUUAUACAUACUUCCGAAACCUUGGCAUAUUUAUUGGUGCCAGUGCAGCCGUGAUCCUAAUUUAUCUCGUGCUCUAUAUUUUGAUCGCCGGCCCCUUUAUGACCAAGAAAUGGAACAUAUAUACGGUGGACUGGGCAGUCUCAAGAUGGGAUGAGAGUUCUGGGCAGCCCGUGAAGAAAUAUGCAGGGCUGAGCGAGGCCGAGUGGAUUCAAAGUCAUGCACAAUUCUUGCGUCGAUUGGUGGAAGGAAACUUCGAGGGUGACGCGACGGGGUUCAUGGAUUCUAGGAAUGUAAGUUGAUACAUGAAGGAUUGCUUCUCGUACAUGCAAAGAAAAUGGCAACAGCUUCGUGUACAAUCGGAGGAAUGAACACAACUCUCUACUAUAUUCCGACCUGCCCUGCCACGGCGCUGUACACCUGCCUUCCCUCAAACCAGGUCUUCAGCACCGUCGCUCCGGCGAACUCCCCUUCGCUCAAAUCGCGAUCGAGAGCGAUGAAAUUCGCCAUCUUUCCAACUUCGAUACUGCCAAUCAUCCUCUCCCUCCCCACUGCCUCCGCUCCUCCCAGCGUGAUCAUCCGACAGAGCGCAUGGGCAGCAACUUGCUUCUUCGUCAACCCUUCCCUAUCUCCCGACCUUGGCACUUCGAGCAUCUCCACUAAGUGUGCAAGUGGAUCAAACAAACUCGGGUUGU